Maylandia zebra (zebra mbuna) is the source of this 758-nucleotide messenger RNA. NCBI's taxonomy places the organism in Eukaryota, Metazoa, Chordata, Actinopteri, Cichliformes, Cichlidae. The record is from RefSeq and is a predicted model, not a curated record.
UUGGAAAAGCAGAUGAUGUAUGUAAAGUCCUUGAGAAAAACAUGAGGGAACAACUUAAUACAGUAAAAACAGCAGUUGAAGAAGCAACCAAGGACUUUGAACAGUGUCUCGCAGAAGGGAUUAAAAAUUUCAUAACCUCUGAAAAAAAACUGAAGACCUUUUUGGAUCGUAAAGAGCCCAGUUUUUUCAGCACACUACAGGCUGUAGUUAAGAAGGACGGCAUCCACACAACAAAACGCGGGGAGCAAAUAGACCUCAACAUGAUGUUGGCUUCAUGCCUGACUGACAGCAUUGAUAAAAAGUUCAGAGAGACCUUCCCAAAUGACAUUAAAUGUGGAUCAUUCAAAGGAGUCAUAAGCAGGUUUUCACUUGGCACCAAUUCACUGAUUCAAAAAUACAAUGAUGUCGAACUACAGCUGAUAUUUCUUCAGACACAGGAGGACAAAAUGAAGGCUCAAAUGGAGAAAUUCAUCCUGAAGCAGAAGAAGAAAAUCUACACCAGUCUAACAGAGACAGUUAAGGAAAACAUGACAAAAUGUUACAUUGAAGUAAAAGAAGUUGAGGGAACUGGAGCACUGGAAAACAUGAGGAAGACUAUUGAGAGACAUGUGUACUCAAAUAAGAAAUGUAUGAGGAGGCAAAAAAGACCAUGUUGAUGAAGAUGGAUGCAUUGAAGAAAGUCAUGCUGUUCACGCUCCAGAAAAUCAUGAAGGAAGCCAUUGAAUUCUCACUGAAGACUGCUGCCUACUCACUCCAGG